GUGAUCUACCAUGCGCACUGUGCAGUGAUCAUCUUUAGCUCCACCCACCAGGCCCGUCUUUAUAUGGCCACAGCAUUGAGUGUUCUGUCUUCCGCUCGUCUCUUCGGCUUGAGUUCAGACUCUCAGUCCUCUCACAUCAUAUCAUCUGUAAGUGCAAUGGCUGCAAAAACCGAGCGCACCUUCAUUGCCAUUAAGCCUGAUGGCGUCCAGCGAGGUCUUGUUGGAGAAAUCAUCAAGCGGUUUGAACAGAAAGGUUUCAGACUGGUGGCAAUGAAAUUUCUUCAGGCCUCUGAGGAUUUGCUGAAGCAGCAUUACAUUGACCUUAAAGACCGGCCAUUCUACGCUGGACUUGUCAAGUACAUGAACUCUGGGCCAGUUGUUGCAAUGGCGUGGGAGGGUCUGAAUGUUGUCAAGACUGGAAGAGUGAUGCUCGGAGAGACCAAUCCUGCCGACUCCAAACCCGGCACCAUCAGAGGGGAUUUCUGUAUUGAAGUGGGCAGGAACAUCAUUCAUGGCAGUGACUCUGUGGAAAGUGCCAACAAAGAGAUCAAUUUGUGGUUUAAGCCCGAAGAGCUCGUGGCAUACAAGAGCUGUGCGCUGGACUGGAUCUAUGAAUGAACUCUGCCAACAAAUGCUUGAAUUGCUGACAUUAUGCACUUACUGCUUGACAAGUUCCCCAGACCCUGAGAUUUGUGUGAUCUCCUCUUGUCUAAAGCACUUGUAUGAAUAAAUCCCAAAUCUCUGA
Molecule: messenger RNA, 745 nt
Organism: Misgurnus anguillicaudatus (oriental weatherfish)
Lineage: Eukaryota; Metazoa; Chordata; Actinopteri; Cypriniformes; Cobitidae
Product: nucleoside diphosphate kinase B
Biological process (GO): UTP biosynthetic process; CTP biosynthetic process; GTP biosynthetic process
Molecular function (GO): nucleoside diphosphate kinase activity
Source: RefSeq, a predicted model, not a curated record